AUGGAUUCCAUGCAGCUCGAGCAGUUGGCUGCUGUUUUGGAGAGCUGCAGCAUCGAAGGACUCCAGGUUUUUUGGAGUGAGAAUGUCUUCCGUGGCACAAUUACAGUCAAUGGCGUUGAUGUGUCACUCGAACGUGCAACCGUGGAUGUCAGCGGUAGUUCGGAGUCGUCGAAUUUCGUCCACGAUGAUUCGGGCAACCUGGUGCAUUAUCACGGCGAAACGUUGGUGACUUCGGGCACUGUUGAUGCUCUCUACGCUGGGUUGGGUGGGCACGUGCCUGGCAUUACGGAGUUGGGUGCCAGUGUAGAUUUCAAGGUGGCCGCGCAAAACAAUUUCACCAGCGAUCAAAAAACACAUGACGUGUACCGGAGUGAAGGGAAAGUCGUUGACUCCACAACCGAGGUGCACACCAUUGACCAUUCCACCGAAGUGUUGGGUGCAAAGGUUGGAGGAACUACGGAGUCUGCUUUCACUUCAAAGACAGUAGAAACAGAACAAAGUGAAAGUUGGUUCCUUGCCCGCACAGACAGGAAAACUACGGAGGAGCACGUGCACACCAAGUCAGAGCAUGGUAUUAUCUCGGACGAGGUCACCAUCUUGAAGGAGGAGGUCAUUGUCUCAGAAGAGCUGCUUGAGGCUCAUCUGACGGCAGCUGGAUAUGGCUGCCUUGUCAUCGUUGUGAAGCCAGUGAUGACUGUCUUGAAAACGGUCCAGGCCAAAGGCAGCAUAACUCCCGAAGAGGUCCUGAAAAGCAUUGUACAAACGGCAGCAGGCGUGGGUACUCUUGCGCAUCUGACUCGGUGCUUCAGCACGCCCUCUAUCGGAAUGGCGGUCAUGGUGGUGGCUCAAAAUGCCGUCCCUCUUGUGCAAGGUGAGUAUGACUUGGUCCAGAAGAAUAUGGGUGUGAUGUUGAAGAGCAUCUUAGUGGUGCAAGGCACAAGCUGGACCACAAGAGCUUUGUUGAUGACCACGCCAAUGGCUCCCUGGUCCUCCAUUGUCAGUGCUGGUGCAGGAGUGGCUGCUGGCAGCAUGGUUGCUGACAUUGAUUUCUCGAAGUUGCACGCCGCAUUCUUGAGAGAGUGGUCGCGCCAUCGCAUUAAACUUCUCGAAUGA
Molecule: messenger RNA, 1113 nt
Organism: Symbiodinium natans
Lineage: Eukaryota; Dinophyceae; Suessiales; Symbiodiniaceae
Source: the annotation of a GenBank genome assembly